Exserohilum turcica Et28A is the source of this 3144-nucleotide messenger RNA. RefSeq lists its product as uncharacterized. Gene Ontology annotation, molecular function: fatty acid synthase activity. NCBI's taxonomy places the organism in Eukaryota, Fungi, Ascomycota, Dothideomycetes, Pleosporales, Pleosporaceae. The coding region runs from base 1 to 3144 and encodes 1047 amino acids. The transcript has 9 exons. Gene Ontology annotation, biological process: fatty acid biosynthetic process; secondary metabolite biosynthetic process. The record is from RefSeq and is a predicted model, not a curated record.
AUGACAAGGAUAGCGAACGGAUUUAGACAACAUGGCACAGCAGAUGCACAUUCCACUGCAGUGACUGGUCUAUCCUGUCGAUUCCCCGCCGAUGGAAAUACGGCGGAAAACUUCUGGAGGUUCAUUUGUGAAGGCAGAUCCGCAUACUCGGAAAGCCCUGAUCGGUGGAACCCAGAUGCCUUUCACUACCCGGGGAAGAAGAUCAUCACGGGCAAGAUGCGGGGCGCAAAUUUUCUAAAGCAAGAUAUCUCUACCGUUGAUGCCAACUUUUUCAACGUUUUCAAGAUCGAGGCGGAAGCUAUGGAUCCUCAACAACGAAUGCUCCUUGAGACAGCAUACGAGGCCAUGGAAAACAACAGGCUUCCACUCGAGAAGCAGUUCCUCGGCAGAGACGGUAGGUGUAAGGCCUUUGAUGCGUCCGAGGAUGGUUGCGGCCGUGGUGAUGGCAUAGCUGUUCUCAUCCUGCAACGAGUGGACGACGCCAUCGCAGACGGGGAUCCAAUCCGUGCCAUUAUCAGGGGCUCGGCGUGCAACCAAGACGGGCGGACCAAAGGCUUCACAUUGCCCAGUGCUGAUGCACAGGAGCAGUUGGCACGUGACGUGUACCGUAGAGCCAGUCUCAGCAUAGCAGAGACGCGAUAUGUCAAAGCACACGGAACAGGCACACAGGCUGGCGAUACCCAAAAGACGGAGGCCUUUUCCCGAAAAUUUAGCCCACAUCAUUCGCCACCAGAAAAGCUCUAUGUAGGUUCAGUCAAGUCCAACAUUAGUCACCUAGAGGCUUGCGCUAGUCUUGCGUCCAUAAUCAAGGUGAUAUACAUACUGGAAAAUGGUUUGAUCCCACCAACCAUCUCUAGCAAGAAGCCGAACCCAAAGGUCAAGUGGGACGAGUGGAAUCUGAACGUGCCGACCGAGCUUACGCCGUGGCCAAAGAAUGGGUUGCGACGAGCUAGCGCGCAAGCAUUUGGCUACAGCGGUACCAACGCCCGCAUUGUACUGGACGAUGCAUAUCACUACCUGAAGAGUCGGAAGCUGACUGAGAACCACUACACCAAGACAUACGACUCGGAGGGGCCAAAGCAGACGAAUGGAUUUGCGAGAGGCCGCAAGAUGUACUCGGCUGUGCUGGGGGGCUACAUGGAGCCGUCGGAGCUGGGGGCCAGCAACUGGGUGCGGAACCUGGUGUCACCUGUGCAAUUCUCCGAUGCGUUGCACGAUCUGAUCCGGCCUGAGCUGAAGCAUGGCAAGCGCUCGCCGGCCAACCAGGUGGACAUUCUCGUCGAAGUAGGCCCGCAUGCAGCGCUGCAGGGCCCAAGCAACCAGAUUCUCAAGGCCCACGGCAUCGCCGACGUAAGCUACUGCGCCGUGAUCUCGCGCGGCAAGGAUGGCGUGCAGACGGCGCUCGAGUGUGCGGGCGCGCUGCUAGUGCAGGGCGUCGCCGUCGAUACGCGGGCCGUCAACGACGUCGAUGCACCAGUGAAGCCGCUGGUCCAUCUGCCGCCAUACGCCUGGAACCACAGCCUGCAGUACUACACGCGCGCCAGCCGCUGCUUGGAGCGCCGACUCCAGGCUCUGGCGGGGCUUCGUGUGCGCAAACGAGGAGCCAUGGCUGCGCGACCACAGCAUCUCGGGCUUGGUGCUGUAUCCGGCGGCGGAUCCGGCUCGGCGUUUGUGCAUGGUUUCCGGCUGCGCGAUGUGCUGAUUGAUGUUGAUGUCGCCCUGGUGGUGCCGGGCGAGGGCGACGUCGAGGUCAUCCUGGAGCUGAAGCCUCACCGGGCGGCCACGCUCGACGCGACGUCGACAGCCGUGUGGAGCGACUUCACCGUGGCGUCUUGGGCUGACGGGCAGACGCUGCGCCAGAACUGCUCGCGUCUCAUUGUCGUCGACUACGAGGCGCCCACGGGGUCGGGCAUGGCGGUGGAGCGGAUGCUGGAGGUGCAAGAGGCACGUGAGACGCUCGGCGCUAUGACCAGGUCUGCGCACGUGACCACUACCCACGACGACCUCUACACCCAUCUCGACACCUACGGCCUGAGCUACGGACCAGCCUAUGUCUUUAUCAAAUUCCAGAAUAUCUGGACUACUCGACCGGAGUUGAUGGCCGAGAUCCUUGGAGAAACCUUCAAACUGAUCCGCUCAACGAGAAGUCAUGGCCGCGGGAAAGAAGUCGGCGUUCAUGUUGCAGGCGAAGACAAGGAGCCAUCACCCUACGCCCCAGUCAACAUGAACAACAGCCCGAUCGAUUUGCUCCUGUUUGGAGACCAGACAGUAGAGAAGCUGUCUGGGGUAUGGGCGUUGGCACAGCUGGCAAAGACGCGCGAAGUAGCGUCGAGAUUCCUGCAGGCGGCGGCGGAGCUGAUUGUAUCUGCCGACGAGAACGCCACACUGCUUGGCAAGGCCAAGGACGGCGGCCAUCGGACCGAAGUCAUCGGGCUGUGCACGGAUCAGAUGGCUGCGGCGGUGGCCCUCGCCGUCGAGACAACUCGCAUCGCCCUUCGCCUGGCGCGCCAAAUCUGGCACAAUUCACAACGCAUCAAUGUCACGCCCGGCCCGUGGGCGGCGACGAUCCUGGGCCUCGAGACAGCCCAUGUGCAGCAGCUGCUGGACGCCUUCCACGGCGAGACCAAAGUGCCGCCCGCGCGACGCAUUGCCAUUGGAGUCGAGGCCCGCGGAUGCAUGACGCUCUUCAGCCCGCCCUCGACCCAGACACGGCUGCGGGCAUGGAGCCGCGAGCUGGGCCAGGCGCUGCGCAUCCCCACGGAAGCGCGCGGCCGUGUCCAUAUGCCCAAUACGCCGCUGAAUGCGCGUCGCGCCGCCAUUUAUUCAACCUCGGACGGCCGCUGUCUGCACGAUGGCGCCGCGUUUGGAGAGCUCCUCGCCGCCGUCCUGCCCGACACUGGCCACUUGAGCAUUAGUUCGGAGCAGCCUAAAUCCCGCAAACGACACGUUUGCGCAACAGUCAAGUCGCUGCUUGAGUACUGUCCAACGCCUUUGCCUGCUGCCGCUAGACCUAAGCAAGGUACAGCGCUGAUUACAGGAUCCACUGGACCUGUUCGCAAGGGUGCUUGUGACAACGACGAUGAUGCUGAUCUGUGCAUGGUAUUCACCACUGAGGUGCAUGGAAAAAGCGAUGGUAAUGAGUAA